Fusarium proliferatum ET1 is the source of this 642-nucleotide messenger RNA. RefSeq names its product putative 40S ribosomal protein S5. Gene Ontology annotation, molecular function: mRNA binding; structural constituent of ribosome; rRNA binding. Lineage: Eukaryota; Fungi; Ascomycota; Sordariomycetes; Hypocreales; Nectriaceae. The transcript is spliced from 3 exons. Gene Ontology annotation, biological process: ribosomal small subunit assembly; translation. Bases 1 to 642 code for a protein of 213 amino acids. Gene Ontology annotation, cellular component: cytosolic small ribosomal subunit; ribosome. The record is from RefSeq and is a predicted model, not a curated record.
AUGUCUGACGCCGGCGAGAUCGAGGUCGAGAACUCCGCCCUCUAUGAGGUGCUCCCCAAGGAUGUUGUCAAGGAGGUUGGCAAUGUCAAGCUCUUCAACAAGUGGGACUACGAUGUCGAGGUCCGCGACAUCUCCCUGACUGACUACAUUUCCCUGCGAAACCCCGUCUACGUCACCCACACUGCUGGCCGUUAUGCUACAAAGCGAUUCCGCAAGGCCAACUGCCCCAUCAUUGAGCGAUUGACCAACUCUCUGAUGCACCACGGCCGCAACAACGGAAAGAAGCUUAUGGCUGUCCGAAUUGUUGCCCACGCCUUCGAGAUCAUCCACCUCAUGACCGAUCAGAACCCCAUCCAGGUCGCUGUCGACGCCAUCGUCAACUGCGGUCCUCGCGAAGACUCUACCCGAAUUGGUUCCGCCGGUACCGUCCGACGACAAGCCGUUGAUGUCUCUCCCCUCCGCCGAGUUAACCAGGCUAUCUCUCUCCUCACCACUGGUGCUCGCGAGGCCUCUUUCCGCAACGUCAAGUCCAUUGCUGAGUGCCUUGCUGAGGAGCUGAUCAACGCUGCCAAGGGUUCCAGCAACUCUUAUGCUAUCAAGAAGAAGGACGAGUUGGAGCGUGUGGCCAAGAGCAACCGAUAA